UUCGAGUUUCGAGUGUCGACAGUUGAUCAGUGGCAGCGGGCACGGCGCGUGUCUUGCGACCUCGUCCGGCCCCCGUUUUAUUUGUCGUGUAUUAAAUAUUUACAAACAAAGUGAUAAGUAACCGUCACUUAAACCACGCUCGGUAUCAAGUUGUGUGUCGUCAAUGCAACUCAGUUUAGUGAUAUUAAUUAAAAUUUUAAAGUGUUAAAAACAGUCUAUAUACGAUACAAAGUUGAUUAGAUAAGGUGUUGUUUUAUCGUUAGUGCAGUGCAAAUUGUAUUACAGCAGCAUUUGUUUAUAGUUAGACGAGAAUGCGAGAACGGCGGACAAUUAAGUGUUUACUUUCGCAAAACAAGUGACAAUAAGUGACGUCAUUCGAAGCAAAUGGCUAACGGUUCUAAGAUGCCGACCCCAGAGAACACUGACGAAGAAGGUGAAGUGUUCACCGAUGCAGACUUCGGUGAUACAGAUGAUGAUUUAGAUCGUGAUGAUAAUAGAAUAUCGAAUGUUGCAAUAAACGAAACUGUCAAUACAGCUUUAAAUACGAGUAAAUCUGAUUGGAAUGGAACUAGAGACGAAGUUGAUGACACUGUUAUAGUCCUUAAUCAAUCCGGGAAUAGUGAAAUAAAUGGUAGCGUGAAGAAUGAUUUAGAUAAUAGUUUGGAAACGCUGAGAGAUUCCGACGAUAGUGAGACCAAUACUUCAAUAGUUGGCAUACUGGGUGGUCAGCAGAAUCAUGCCGAGCAACGGUUAGCGGCGCGGCGAGCGGCGCGCGCGGAGGCUCGCGAGAUCCGCAUGCGGGAGCUGGAGCGGCAACAGCGCGAGCAGGAGGACCAUGCCGACAAGGCAUACGACAUGUACACAGAGACGGUGGGACGCCGCGCUGGAAGCAGGCUAGCGGCGCUCAGUCCGGGCCUGCACUCGCCCAGGCGGAGCUCCGAGGACUCUGACGAGGUCAUCAGUGUCAAAGAUUUGAGGCACGAUCUCAAGGAGGUCGAGGAGAAGUUCCGCAAGGCGAUGAUCCUGAACGCUCAGCUAGACAAUGACAAGGCGGCGCUGGGGUACCAGCUGGAGCUUAUGAGGGACAGAAUAGAGGAGUUGCAGGAAGAGUACGCACAGUUACAGCGUGAACACAAAGAGAAGUGCUCGAGCCACGAGCGACUAAAGCGCGAGCACGCGGCCCUCGAGCGGGAGGUGGUGGCGGCGCGAGACGCCGUGCGUGCGCGCGACGCCGCCGCAGACGCGGCAGGGUACUCGUUCGUGGAGGCGGGGGGAGUGGGGGGAGCGGGGGGAGCAGUGGGAGCGGGGGGAGUGGGCGCCGGCUUCGGAGACGUGCCGCCGCUGGCGCUGCUGUCGCACGCGGCGCGCUCGCUGCUGGACGAGGCGGGCGAUGGAACCCUCGACGUGCGGUUAGAGAAGCUGGCCAGCUGUAAGACGGCUCUGGAGUCGGAGGUGCGGAAGCUGAAGCUGCAGCUGAACGAGGAACGGUCCGCCCGGCAGAAUGGAGUGACGGGCGUCCACGACCGAGAGUACGAGACCGAGGUGGAGACGCUUCGGAAGUGUGUGUCCGAGGCGAAGGGCCGGGCGGCCCGGGCGGAGGCCGAGGCGGCCCUGGGCGCGGGCGCGGUGGCCCGGCUGGAGGCGCAGGUGGCGCGGCUGCGGGCGCGGCUGGAGCACCACGACCACCACGAGGAGGAGCUCAAGGGGGAGCGGCGCCGGCUGCAGCGGGAGGCGCGGGAAGCCCUGAAUCGUGUGGAGGAGCUCGAAACGGAGAAUAGUCACCUAACGAAACGGCUCGACAAACUGAAGAAUGCAAAGUCAGCGUUACUCAAGGAGCUGUGACGCUCGACCGACGAAUAGCACAUGGCUACGAGAAAUCCGCUGAGGCGACCUGGCGUGACAUAUUCUGUACUUGUAGGUAUGCCGUUUGUGCGGCCACAGCUUAGAAAUAUGUAGUUUGCCAUGAGACGUAGGGUUGUCGCCAUGUUUUUUAUAUAGGUACCCUAAUGGUUGUCCACUUUUGGACUUUAUAAUUUAUCUGGUGCAGGAUAAUUGACGAAAACAAACAUCUGCCAAAACAAAUAUAGGAGAAGUAAAAUUUCAUCAAUAUAUAUCAUAAAAGGUAGCCAAAUAAUUGACAAUAUUACAUAGGGUUUGCAUUUAAAAGUUUUCUUGGGAUGACUGCUAGAAAACUACAAUUGAUUUUUAUAGGUGAUUUGAUUUCCUGAAUGUCAGUAUCAUAAUGUGCUUAAAACUAUAUAUUUCUGAAUUGUGAUCCUAUCAACGCCGAAAUAAUUAAGCGCUGUCGCUGUAAGUCGUAUGAUUUUAUUAAAAUAAUAUUGUAUACAAUUUUUGUUUAGUUCGCAAAUAGGACUGAAUAAGUAGCACAGUAAGUAGGGGCCGGCCGAGUGUGUAAGGUUUUUAUAUAUGAGUAUAUCACUAUAUAUAAAUAAAUGGAUUGUGAUGACCCUAAAAUUGAUAAAACAAGUAACAAAAUAUUUAUUUAUUGAAAUGUUUAAAUUUUGACAAACACAAUAAUAUGUGUAAUUUGUUGUGGUAUGAUAUCAGUGUUGAUGUAAGCUUAUUCUGAUAAUCGCAAAUUUGGAGUGUACAUUAAUUUAUAGAUUUCGAGAAUUCCUAAUGGCUUUACGAUACAGAUUAAAAAGUUUUUUUUUUAUCAAUAUCAAUAUUUAUCUCUCACUGACAACUGUAUGAUAACCACAAGCGAUUUUAUGUUUUGUCGUUCAUAAAUUCAUGGAGCACUUUUUAAAAGUAUCAGUUUUUUUAUAACUCAUCUUCUGUCUUCCCAUUGUUCUUCCUCUAUAUAUAUUUAUACAGAUAACUGUGCCAAUAAUAUUGUGAUAUAAACUAAUCCUUUUGCGAUGUAUCAAUCGAAGUUUAUUUUUUUAAUUUUCGAACACUAUAAACCUGCCAUAGAUAAAAAAUUAAAAUAAGUUUACACAACUUGUACCUAUCCCCAGUCUCCCUUGUCAAGGGUCGUUUUAAAAAAAAAACGUUUAUUAUGCUUUAUGUAAUUAAUUUAAGCAUCGAGCUGAUCGCCAAUACAAUAUCCCACUGGUAUUCUAAUUUUGAAACUGUAUUUUCGACUGAUACAUAACACAUAUCAAUUCUUUCUCUCUUAGCUCCAAACACUCAUCCGUGUAUACGUCUCUGUUUGUUUUGGUAUAGUAAAAAUAUCGGGCUAUUUUUUUUUUCAAUUUACCUAUAUUUUGCUCAAGCUCAAAAUUGACACAAUAAAUCGAUGGUCCAACUACCAACAACAUAGCUAUUAACAUUAAUAUCGCUAUCGUGAUUCGGUUAUCAAGUUAUUUACAAACAUAAUGAGUAGUAUUUCGUCUCUAUUUUCUGUUAUCUCGAUUAUGACAGUGUGUGUUACUAAAAUUGACACACGAAUUGAAUACAAUAUAAAUGGGCGUUUUUCAUUUUUUUGUACCUUGACUUUUGUGUGAAAUAAUUUUUUUGUAUGAAUAAAUAUGAAAUCGACUUAUUAUUUUACUGCUUUAAUAACUGUUACAUAUAUUUAUAUAGAAAUAAUUAAUUAUUUAAAUUGAAAAUACUCCUUUUGUUAUGAGUGUCUCACGACAAGUGGUAUUCAGAAAACAUACAACAAAAAUGCUUGUCAUUAUAAUAAAAAUUAAAAAAGACGAUAAAAAAAUCAAGAAAUAUAAAAAAUCAAAAUGAACCUGUCCCAGGUUCGAGCCUGGGGUACUUCUGCUCAAAAAGCAUACGUGAUAACCGCUGUUCCACGGCAACUGUAAUGGACCGUGCCGAAAUAUCUAUAUACAUCAAGUAAGUAAGUGUUAGGUUAUUUUCGUUACGGAAUUUCUGGAUUCGGUCUCCACGCUCAAGGCCCGCGAUAGAAGCUAUGCAAUAAAAAACAUUAUGAAAACAAAAGGAAUUAUAUUGUAACUCAGUAGAACUUUAAGAUGCUCAAGCUGAGACAAAUUAAUAUUAUCCAGUUUGAAAAUAAGUAUAAUAAUAAUAUAUAAAUAUAUAUAAUAAUAAUUAUGUUAUAGUAAAAAUCGAAAUAAGUUUACAUCAACAACAAUGAUUGAUAAUAACAUAAUAUUAUGUUAAUUUUAAACUGAUCAAUAGUGUUCAUAUUAUAUACUGUGGUCGAAUUGAAAAUAUGCAUUUAUUUGCAUUCAUCUGUAGUAUUACAAUAUGUAAAUAUUUUAACUGUAUAAUAUUGUCGUGGUGUACUUGGUAUUAUUUUAUAUGAUGAUCUUUGAAAAUUGACCCUUUGAAAGCCCUGCUUUAUUAACUUCAGUUGUAGUCCAACAAACACUGUAUCGAUAAAUAUAAAACACAAUUUCAAAAUCAAGAUUCGUGUAGCAACCUACGAAUGACAGGCAUUAUUUUCACUCAGCGCUUUAAGAACAGUGUCAAGUAGGGCUACCAACCGUACCCUGAAAUAGAUUAUUGUGCUCUAUUCGAUGUAGGUGUACUUUUUAAUCUGUGACACAUUGAGUACGCUAAAAUACUAUUUUUAAAGUAUUCUAACUUUUAUUAGAUUAUUAUUUAUACUUACGGUUAUAUGCGCCCGAGUUUUGUGGCUUUUGGUACUAACUAGUAUGUAUAGUUAUAUAGUAAAUAAGAGUGUUUUGAUUUGUUUUAUGUAACUGAGUUUUACCAGUUACACAAGUUACAACGGCGCCUAUUUAUGCCGUGAAGCAGUAAUGUGUUAACAUUAUUGUGUUUCGGUCUGAAGGGCGCCGGAGCUAGUGAAAGUACUGGACAAUUGAGACUUAACAUCUUAUGACUCAAGGUGACGAGCGCAAUUGUUCUUGAAAAACCCAAAAAUUAUGAGCGGCACUGCAUUGUAAUGGACAAGGCGUAUCAAUUACCAUCAGCUGAACGUCCUGCUCGUCUCGUUCCUUAUUUUCAUAAAAAAAAGAGUAUGACUGUCGUAUGUAAAAAGAGUAAUAUAGCAUAUUCUCUCAGCGUUAUAGAUUAUAGAGUACAGUACACUAUUUAGAGCACGACUGGCAACCCUCCUUGUAUAGUUUCCUUUAAUUUAGUUCUCAACUCUUAUGAAAUUAUUCGCUGGAAUUGUGCUUCUGUUUUAUACAAUUAUCACGUUUAAAAAUAGUUUGUCGAUUUUGCUCAGUGUGAAGCGUGAUUUAUUCUGUAUAAAGUUGUGUUUCAAUGUUUUUAGUAUGUGAAUAUGUUUGCAACUAAUAUUGCGUGUAAUGUAAUAAUGUGUGCCGCUGCGGAAGGCAGAUUUGGCGUUUAAAACUUUUCUAAAGAGAUGAUAUUAUUUACCUCUCGGAUAGCCGUCGGGUACCUAUGUAAUGUUUUUAAUUUGUAAUAACAAGAUCUCUGUUUAUUAUAGAGAGCGCCAUAUUUUGUGUUAAACAAUUCUCGACAUCAGAGGAAUCUUUAAGUUCUACGUCUCUCUCGACUAGUUACAGUACUUCAUUAUUUUGUGGGUAUAUCGAAAAAGCAAUAAACUAAAUCCUCUUACGGUGAAUACUUUCUUAUUAUAAUGAAAUGACCCGAUUUUUUAUAAGUAUUAUAUUAUAUGUCUAUUUUCUGUGACCUUACUAAACAUACUUACAUUAAAAUAUUAUAUAUUUAAAAAAAAUUGUUCACUGAGUUCCUAUCCAUAAUCGUUUAUUUAUACCAUAUUCCUACAGAUGUUAUCUUGGGUUUGAGUUUUAUGCUUUUCCUAUAUAUGAAGUAUGUAUUAUACAAAAAUAACGCGCAGUAAAAGUAUUUUAAUAAAAAUCAACCUUACUACUAACUAAGUUUCGUCUAAUGCCUAAUAGACAUAGAAUCUACUAACGAGAGUUCGUAAGAUUUUACUAGUGUACGCAGAGGAUGCAAUAUGUAUUUUAAUUUGUUUAAUAAUUAAUCUUCAGGUACCGUAAAAUAUAAACUGAUAUGUACUUACUAUAAGAAACUACACAACUUCUGAAAUCUUACUGUUACGGCGGUUCUCGAAAGUAGGUACGCGUACUUUUUUAAGUUAUAGGUACUUCUUUAGGCGCGUUAUGAAAAAAAUGAUGAGAGUGAAAUUUUAAGAUGCGCGCGCAUCACUGUAACACAAAAGUAACAGGUGCAGUUGGUUCCUAAAAUUUUCUGACGUUUGCGUCAGUCUUCAUUUGCUUUUCGUUUCUCUGUCCAUUAUUAGGGCAGGCAAAGGGUUCAAGCCCAUACAGCCGUAUUCAAUAUUUAAUAAUUUAACUAGUCCGACAGACGCUGUUCUGUAUAUAAUAAAUGAAAUAAUGUUUUUUUAUGAAUUUGUCAAUAAUAUUUCAUAAUAUCAAAAAUUGCUUCGUAAAAAUGCACCCUGUUGUUGUAAUGAAAUUGUUUCACAGCAUAACUGUCAAACCGUUGCGUCAAUAAAUUCGACGGGGUACGCAUCAAAGGAAAAGCAAAUUUGUUGUUUUUAUUUAAUUCUGAGUAUUUUCCUAUUUAUUUACCUUUUAAACCUUCCCUGUACUUCCACAAAUAAUUCAAGACCAAAAUUAGCCAAAUCGGUCCAGCCGUUUUCGAGUUUUAGCGAGACUAACGAACAGCAAUUCAUUUUUAUAUAUAUAAAGAAGAUUGUCAAAUCCAUCUUUGCAAGAUUUUUACAAAAUUGUUCUUUCUGAAAACGUUAAAUAGCACGAGGAAUAAAUCAUUUUAAUGAUCUUUGCUUCGUUAGACCAAAGAAGUAUAACUUCUUGCGUGCAUACAUAAGUACCUACACACACACUUUUUUUAUUUAUUACAUAUUAUAAGACAACUGGUUGGUAUUUUUGGAGUUAAGUUGUACCUGCGGCCUUGGAUAGAGCCUCCUCUGAUGUCAAGAUAGUAUAUUAUAGACGAAUGUAUAAAAUAAUGUAAAAUGUAAUGUAUGCAUAGUGGGAAGUGUAUUUAAUUUUAAUAGUUUUAUUGUAAAUUGUGAAUUAACUUGUAUUAUAAAUUUAAUGAUUUAUGUUCAUAUUAUUAUUAUAAUAGACAUUAUAAUUGUUUAUUUAUUUGUAAACGCAUAUAAAUAUGAUUUCGUUUAGUUUAAGUCUAUUUUUGUUUUUUUUUUAUCUCGCUUGCCUUCGAUUCGCUUUCGACUAACUUGCCUUGAUGACGCUUCGGUUUUCAAUAAAAUUAUAAAUCUAUUGACAUUUUGUGAAGUAAUAUUUUAACAAUGUUAAAUUUUUUUAAUCCAGAGUAUGUUGUAUCAUUUUAUGAGAUCACAAGAUAUUUUUUUUAAGCUGUAAUGAUAGAUUCUUUUACUAGCGAGGGCAAGAGGUUUUCGAAGCUCUUGUACUCAAUUUUAACUAGCAGAGGAGGUGUAUUUAAGUGAUGGCAACCCUAAUAAAUGUAAAACAAUCGUGCCGCCAUUAAAAGAUAAAUUAUGUUAACCGUUGUAGGAUUACUUGUGUUAGAAAACCCCGGAAGGAAUUUUUUAAAUGUUGAAGCUAGAGUUUUUACGAAUUUAGAUUAAAUUGUUGCUCAAACUCGAUUAGGUACUAAAGUAAUGCGCGGUAAUGUUCGUCCAUAGGUAGGAUUCAUUCGGUACUGUAAUUAUAGUUUCAACUCUAUGUCGUGCACCGUAGAGCUCUUUUUCGGAAGUUACCAUUAAUUUAUUAAUGCUGUUAUUUUUUUAUAUUGUACGUACUUGUUUAAGCCCAGUAGACUGUGGAUUACAAUCAUUAAUUCUUUAAUGCGCCAUAUUUUGGUUGUAUUUAUAUACAAUUUGAGCGGUUACGUAAUGAUAUAGCAAUCAAAUUUAUUCGCGUCGGUUAUAAAACAAAAUUCAAGGCCGAAACGCUCACUUCGAUCUAUUUGUAAGUAUAUUUUCUGGUCAAUUCAAAUUAUGAAGGGAGAGGCAAGGAAAAUCAUCACAUAUGAGAGAAAAGUUGAAAAAGUACCCGGCUUAUGCUGUAAAUAACAGUUCAAAAAGCAUCCACAAUGGCGCUGGUGUAGGCACAGGGUAUGGUAUGAAGUAUGGUGAAUGUAGCAAUUGUAAACGAAUUGCAGUAUGCCGAUUUAAAAAAUUAAGUUAAUUAUUGAAAAUUUCAACAACUUACGGUGUUCAAAAUAAUGUAAUAAAUAUAACCUUAAAGAAUUAUUAUUAGGGAAACGUGCACCUAGUGUGAUUAGUAGUAUUAUUUUAUAUUUGGCGCUUCUUUUAAGAUUUAUCCUGAUGCUACUGUGCCGCCACCUUAAUUUAAUUAUGCAAAGAUGAUUCUUCUUGCCUUAGACCCUUCAUAAUAAUUUAAAUGUUAAGUUCAUGACCUAACGCUUACAUAUGUGGCAGUGACAAACGCUGUUCGUUCGACUAAACGUCAUUCUGUCACAUUCAAAAUGAAUCUGACUGGGUGGGCAAAGUUGCCAGGUACUUGAGUUGCUUAUAUAAAUCGCAAUAAAAUUAUGCAGUAUAUUAUAUAUUGAGAAUUAAAAUAUUAUUUAAGCAUUGGCGCAACUUAAAUAAAUUAUUUCUCACGCAUGAUUUAAUAAAUGUAUUUUCGCUUUUAUGUUCUGUCUAAUUUAAUGCUGGAAAACGAAUAUUUGUAUUCAAAUAAUUUUAAUAGUACUCUCUUAUUGAAAUAAAACAAUUUUAACAGGACUA
This is a messenger RNA of Leptidea sinapis, 8581 nucleotides long. RefSeq names its product leucine-rich repeat flightless-interacting protein 2. Lineage: Eukaryota; Metazoa; Arthropoda; Insecta; Lepidoptera; Pieridae. Gene Ontology annotation, biological process: regulation of DNA-templated transcription. The coding region runs from base 385 to 1842 and encodes 485 amino acids. The record is from RefSeq and is a predicted model, not a curated record. The transcript has 9 exons.